Molecule: messenger RNA, 2188 nt
Organism: Astrephomene gubernaculifera
Lineage: Eukaryota; Viridiplantae; Chlorophyta; Chlorophyceae; Chlamydomonadales; Astrephomenaceae
Source: the annotation of a GenBank genome assembly
UAGCGUGCCUCCUGUACUAAGUCCACUACUCCUGUGCUCAGCGCACAGCGUUCGCUUCGCUCGCUUAACAGUGCGAACAACAGCCCUUCGAAAAUGGUUACCAUUGCGGAUACUGGCGGAAAGAUACCCCCGGAGAUCAUGCGCCAAGCUGUAGAGAAAUGCGCCCAACUGACGCCAUUGGAGGCAGCACAUAUUUACGCCAUUCUGAAGCAAACGCUGGAGAAGCUGGCGCUUGUAGGAGUCAUCACCGUUGAUCCAAAGGUUCAAGCUCAUGAGCUUACGCAAAGCGUGGGCGAGGAGAUCUCGCGUAUGAUAGCUGAGCAGAAGCAGCUCGAGAGCCGCUUCGAAGAGCUCGUGGCGCUGCAGCACGUCCUCCGCCAUCAGCCCAACAAGACUAAGCUUAUGGAAAACCAGAACGAGCUCCAGAAGGUGGCUGAGGCUCUGCGCCAGAGCACCAAGCAGCUGUGCCGCAACCUCAAGGACAACCCCAACGUGGCGGAGAACAUGCUCAAGGUUGCCAGCGAGCGUCAGGCCCUGCAGCUGCUGCUGUCCAGCUGCCUCAACGAAAUGGAGGUGUUCGGCAAGAUGCAGCCGCUGCUGGAGAACGUGAUGGCGCAGGAGGCGGCAGAGCAGGCCAUGAAGGAGACCAUUGAGCGCGAGAAGAACACCACAGCGGCGGUACGGCAGCUGAGGAACGACCUGCGGGAGGAGAAGCUGGACCAUGAGGAAAAGAUGAAGGAGAAGAAGAAGGGGCUGGUGGUGCUCAAGGAGCAGCUCAAGUCUCUCAAGAUGGACACCGCCGUGUCCACCCGCUACCUGGGCAAGGAGCUCACGGCGGGCAAUGAGCACGAGCGCCGCCUGCAGCGAACGCAGCUGGAGGACCUGCUGAAGGAGCUCAGCCUGGUGCAGCAGCAGAUCGACAUCGAGAAGGCGGUGCAUGCAACGCAGGCGGAGUUCCUGCGUCAGAUAGCGGCCAAGAUGCAGGAGGACAGCGUCAGCUGGGCGUCGCGGCACGACGAGGACAUGGCGGCGCGGGAGAAGGAGCUGGAGAUGCUGAAGCAGCAGCACGCUCGCGACCUGUUGGAGCUGAAGAAGGCGGAGGAGAAGUUCAAGAUGGAGCAGGCGCUCAAGAAGGAGCGCGAGCUGAAGGCGGCGGAGGAGCGCGAGCGCGCGGAGUUUGAGGAGAUGCGCGAGGCGCGGCGGGUGCAGGCGGCGGUGGUGAUCCAGGCCUGGUGGCGCGGCUACCGCAUCCGGAAGGCGCUUGCGGGCGGCGGCAAGAAGACCAAGAAGGUGGCCAAGAAGAAGAAGUGAGGGGUGGGGCCAGGAGGAGAGGGAGGGACAUUGUCAUGGCCGUAUGGAAGCUAGGCGAACAGUGCAGCAAGAAGACUGUGAAUGGAGUCGAACCGGAGGGCGGUGCUCUGGUUGUUGGCUUGGUGCAUACGGGCUGCUGUUCGUUACGCAAGCGUGCGCUUGUGGCAGUAGCCGGUGCGUGCAUGAACUUGCUGGGUUUGGGGCAUUGACACGUAUAUAUACCAGCGUAUUGGACCGCUGGACGAGCGGUGGUUCGGACGGAAGGUACGGUUGUGUGCCGUACUUGACAUAAGGGGGCGAGGGCGCGCCUGCCUUAGUGCUGUGCUUGCCGUACGUCAUGCCUUGGGAGGUGUGGUUGUGUCGUAUCAUGAUGACAAUGAAAAAAGACUUCAUUUACGUAGUUUUGCUGCCCCGCUAGCGCCAUGGCAUGUAUACAUCUUAGCGGGACCUGUUAUAAUGCGAUGUGCGCGAAAGUGCGACUAGAAGUGACGAUGUGUGCUGCUGCUGUCGUACCGCCACCAUGUACUGUAGGCGUGCGUGCUGUGUGGACUUGAAACAUUUGCAGGUUUUUCUAGGUGUUGUGAGGAGCCAUUACUUGACUUAAUGAGCUUAUAAUCGGCGUGCCUCUCGUGUGUGCCUCUCGUGUGUGUGGACGUGUUGUCUAAUUACCGGUAGAACAGUACGCAGGAUUUAGGAGAUGGGGGAGAAUGUGAACACGCAUGAAGGGGAAUGCCAUGGCCACAGCAGUAGUCUUAUAGCUAGUUCCCCUCGACAUUGAGCACUGAACGUGCUGCUGCCAUAGAAUUCUUGCUUGCUUUGACGCAUUACAUAUUUGCUCGCAUGUUGCGGCCCCAAGCCGCCACGUAACUCGUGUAAC